Argentina anserina (silverweed cinquefoil) is the source of this 2167-nucleotide messenger RNA. RefSeq lists its product as uncharacterized. The record is from RefSeq and is a predicted model, not a curated record. Lineage: Eukaryota; Viridiplantae; Streptophyta; Magnoliopsida; Rosales; Rosaceae. Bases 194 to 1813 code for a protein of 539 amino acids. The transcript is spliced from 2 exons.
CUUUGUUCUUCCUCUCAAGAUUUACUCUUUCCAGAACUGGGUUUGUCUUAUACAUGUUUAAAGAUGAGUUCUUUUUAUCUCCUCUGGUUCAUUAUAUCGAUAUCUGAUGUGUUUGCUUCAUGGGGUUUGCCUCUGCCUUUACUCUGGGAGAAUUCGAGAUUUGGAUAGGGUACUAGUAAGGAAGUAGUACAUCAUGUUGAAGAAGCAGCCAAGUAGGAACACGAGAACCAAAGGAAUCAGGGUAAAGCAUGUAUUGCAGAUUGUGUUGCUGCUUGGGGUAUGCGUUUGGUUGAUAUAUCAACUCAAGCAUUCCUUUGAUAAGAAGGCAGCAUUGGCUGAGAAUGAUUCAAAAACCUCAAUCAGAACCGAAACAAAAAGUGAGAUCCUGAAACUUGGGAGAAAAGACCUUCCUCACAAGGAUGUCACUACACAUUUGAGACGAGAGGAAGAGGAGGAAGAAGAAUCUCUAAGAGAAGAAGAAGAAGAAGAGAAACACGAGGUUGAAGAUGAGAAACAUGAAGCAGAAGAGCGAGAAGAAGAGGAUCCGAAGCAUGAGGUAGAAGACAUAGAAGAAGAGAUUCAGAAGCAUGAGGGAGCAGAGCAAGAGGAGGAGCAAAAUAAGGAUGAAGAUCCAGAAGAAGAGGGAGAAAAAGCAGGAGACGAGGAGAUAGAUGAAAAUGAUUCGGAGACAAAAGAAGGGGGAGAAGAAGAUCACAAGGAAAACCUUAUAGAUGAAGAGAAAGAAAGAGAAGAUGGGGGCGAUGAGAAGGAAGUCGACAGGAAUGAGGAUGAAGAAAGGGAAGACCGAGAAGAAAUUGAGAAUUCAUCAGAUGAUCAAGAUAAUGAAGGAGAUGAUAAAAAUGCUCACGAGGCACGCGAGGAACAUUACAAGGCAGAUGAUGCUUCUAGUGCAGUUACCCAUGAUACCCAAGUUAUAAGCACUGAAACUGAGAAAGUAAGUUCUGAAAUGUCAACGGAAACCUCUGAAACAAGUGGGGAUGAAGAUGGAAACCAACACAACAUGAGAUUGGUGGAUAGUAGAACUGCUGAAAAUGACACUUUGAGUGUGCCUGCAAGUGAAGAGAAACUUGAAGGGAAUUCGUCCAAUCCUGUGGCAAAUUCACUCUUAGAUGGAAAAGUGAAAACACAAACUAGUGAUCUGCCAGAAGCUGAAAAUAACUCUACAGUUGUGAGUUCAGAAGUAGGCAAAAACUUUACUGAAGUCAACCAAGCAACUAGUUCACACAAGCCUAAUGAAACAGAAACUAUAUCUGAGUCUGCUCAGUCUCAAAACGCAGAGGUAGAUGGUACGGCUACUAGGGAGGACAGCACUGAAAAAACGGUGGUUGUGGAACAGACUAAUAACACAGUGUCUGCGCAUGAUCGAUUGGAUUCUACUGCAACAGUCUCUAGUCAUGAGAAGGAGACUAAUGUUUCUGAAAAGACCUUAAUAUCUGAUGGUACAGCUGACGUGGAUAAUAGCUCCAGAUCUUCAACAAUAAAGCAGACUAUGGAUGCCACUGAGAAUGAACAUUCGACAAAUGAAGAUGCCAGUAAGAACGAAGAAUCAGCAAAUGAAGAUGCCACCACGAAUGAAGAGUCAAAUGAUCAAGAUGCUACUACGACCGAAGAAUCAGAUGUUACAAAUGAAUCCAGUAGGGUAGAUGAAGGUUCAGAUGCAGUUCAGGAUGACCCCAUUGAUUCUGCUGAUUCCCAUAUUUCCGAAGACGAGCAAGCGGCUCGCACAGAUUUAGAUACAUUGCCAGAGAUACAAACAGAGGAAGAAGAGAAUGGAGAGGCUGCAGCAGAGUGAUGAUGAUGGUCCUUGGGUUCUUCUGAUAUGUUCCCAUGUUUCAUGCUUGCCUUUCCUGGAUAUGCCUGGAGGGAUGAAAUUCCCCAUGCAGUAAGGUUUAGUAUUUGAGUUAAUGGCUUCGAAAUCAAUACAACAGGUAAAAUGUAGGCUAGUGCUUUAAUCUGUAAAACUAGAGUUUCCACUGUAUUAUCUUACUUUGAUGUGGUUUUUGCUCAGAGAAGUUGGCUUCUGGAUUAUGUCUUAAAACUGAAUUGAUAGUGCACGUCAAAUCUUGGCUUUUUUCAAAUUCAUGUUCUGCUUCCUAGCAAAGUAAAACCACAAGAGUGGAUCUCCAGUCUUCUGGUAGACGCAAAG